Molecule: messenger RNA, 2266 nt
Organism: Aphidius gifuensis
Lineage: Eukaryota; Metazoa; Arthropoda; Insecta; Hymenoptera; Braconidae
Gene: Flo1
Product: flotillin-1
Exons: 8
Coding region: 305-1585 (426 amino acids)
Biological process (GO): positive regulation of endocytosis; protein kinase C signaling; regulation of receptor internalization
Cellular component (GO): plasma membrane
Source: RefSeq, a predicted model, not a curated record
UAUGGUGCUCAUCAAUAUACACGUACGCAUUGCAUUAUAUAUUAACAAAACGUCGUCACAAAUAUAUAUUAAUAAUUAAUAGUCAAUUUGUCGUUGUAAAAUAAAUUCCGGCCAUUUUAUUUAUACAUAAAUAUUAUUAUUUCAAUCAAAACAACAUACAACGUUAAUUAACAAAAAUAAAAUUGUUAAUUUAAUAUUAAACAAUUGUUUAAAUUGUUUAUAAUACUUUGAGGAUAAUUUUACUGACCAUCACAAAUAGUGACUCAUAUUAUUUAAUUAAAUUAAAUUAAAAAAAUUUAUAAAAAUGGUUUCUGGAUUUGUUACUUGUGGUCCUAAUGAAGCACUUGUUGUAUCAGGAUGUUGUUAUGGAAAACCUUUGCUUGUACCUGGAGGACGUGUUUUUGUCUGGCCAAUUGUCCAACAAGUUCAAAAAAUUUCUUUGAACACAAUGACUCUUCAAGUUGAAAGUCCAACUGUUUAUACAAGUCAGGGUGUUCCAAUAUCAGUUACUGGAAUUGCUCAGGUUAAAAUUCAAGGACAAAAUGAAGAAAUGUUGUCAACAGCAUGUGAACAAUUUUUGGGUAAAGAUGAAUCUGAAAUUCAUAAUAUUGCAUUGGUUACACUUGAGGGUCAUCAAAGAGCAAUUAUGGGAAGUAUGACUGUUGAAGAAAUUUACAAAGAUCGUAAAAAAUUCAGUAAACAAGUGUUUGAAGUUGCAAGCAGUGAUUUAGUUAAUAUGGGAAUUACUGUUGUUUCUUAUACACUCAAAGAUAUUCGUGAUGAAGAAGGUUACUUGAAAGCUCUUGGUAUGGCAAGAACAGCUGAGGUUAAAAGAGAUGCAAGAAUUGGUGAAGCUGAAGCUCGUAAAGAUUCACAAAUACGUGAAGCAAAAGCAGAAGAACAACGUAUGGCAUCACGUUUUUUGAAUGAUGCUGAUAUUGCAAAAGCUCAACGUGAUUUUGAACUUAAAAAAGCAGCCUAUGAUGUUGAAGUUCAAACAAAGAAAGCUGAAGCUGAAAUGGCAUAUGAAUUACAAGCAGCUAAAACAAAACAACGUAUUAUGGAAGAACAAAUGCAAGUUAAAGUUGUUGAACGUGGACAAGAAAUAGCUGUACAAGAACAAGAAAUGUUACGUCGUAAAUGUGAAUUAGAUUCAACAGUACGUCGUCCAGCUGAUGCUGAAAAAUAUAGACUUGAAAAAAUUGCUGAAGCAAAUAAAUUACGUCUUGUUAUGGAAGCUGAAGCUGAAUCAGAAGCAAUUAGAAUUCGUGGUGAAGCUGAAGCAUUUGCAAUUGAUGCUAAAGCUAAAGCUGAAGCUAAUCAAAUGGCUAAAAAAGCAGCUGCAUUUAAUGAAUAUGGUAAUGCUGCUAUGGUUGAAAUGAUGCUUGAUACACUUCCAAAGAUUGCUGCUGAAGUUGCUGCACCAUUGUCACAAGCUAAAAAAAUAACAAUGGUACAAAGUGGUAGUGGUGCUAUUGGUGCUGAGAAAAUAACCGAAGAAGUAUUCAACAUUGUAACACGUGUUCCAGAACUUGUUAAAUCCUUGACUGGUGUUGACAUUGCUAAGUCUGUCCAUGCAGCAUAAAUUGAAGCACAAAAUAAUUAAUCAAUUAAUGAUUAUCAACACUCAUGAUAUAUUUAUCAAUUAACGAAAUUCCUCAAAGUAUUUUUCAACUAUAAUUAAAAUAUUAUUCUAUUAUAGAAAAUAAAAAUGAUAAAAACAAAAUAAAGUAUGCAGGGAAAAUUGUAGAUGAAUUUUUUUUGUUUUAUUUAAAAGUGUGAAAGAGCACUUGAUGAUGAAAUACUCAUCAAUUUAAGUACAAUUAUUUUCUAAAUAUGUCUCUAGUUUUUACAGUUUUCCAUUUUCUUUAUAAAUAAUUAUUCCGUUUUAAUCAAGUUUACUGUCUAGUCGCACUUAACAUCUGUUUUUAUAAUAUUUUGUGUCUCAUUUUAAUCCAAAUAAUACAUUGAUAGUUAUAUCAAUGAAAUUAUAGUUACCAAAUGAAUUGAGCCACUUUUUUUUCACUCAAAAAGCUUAUCCAGUGUUUAAAAAAGAAAAAAAAAAAAACAAGCAAAUGAGAAAAUAAUUAAUAAUCUAUCAAUUACGAACAAUUAAUUUUAAGAUAAAAUUAAUGAUGAUUAAACUACAGAUCUGAUAAAUAUUUUCGUUAUAAAUGUGAGUGAAAAUAAUAAAUUUAAAUAAUUAUAUGUAACAAUUAAAUAAAUGAUAUAAUAAAGAUAAAAAAAUUAAUCAAUGAUUAUUGAA